Messenger RNA from Chanos chanos (milkfish), 2136 nucleotides. It is a transcript of the gene lzts1, whose product is annotated as leucine zipper, putative tumor suppressor 1. Gene Ontology annotation, biological process: regulation of dendrite morphogenesis; regulation of synaptic plasticity. NCBI's taxonomy places the organism in Eukaryota, Metazoa, Chordata, Actinopteri, Gonorynchiformes, Chanidae. The transcript has 5 exons. The record is from RefSeq and is a predicted model, not a curated record. Gene Ontology annotation, cellular component: dendritic spine. Bases 1 to 2136 code for a protein of 711 amino acids.
AUGGGUAGUGUCAGCAGUUUGAUAUCAGGACACAGUCUCCAUAGCAAACACUGCAGAGCCUCACAGCACAAACUCAAAAAAGGACACCAUUUAAAAAAAACGGGCCUACUAAGGUAUGGCUUUUCUCAGGACACCAGUGCGACCAACAACAACUCCAAAGCCAUCUUCCAGUCUGGCAAGAAUGACGACUUCUUUUACAUAAAGGUCAGCAAUAACAAGCCCCAUGUUAGUCAACACAGAAACAGCACGCUGGAAGAACCGGAGGGAGGAACAGACGACCUGAACGCACGGAGAGGAACUCCUCCAGAGCUGGUUCCUCUUUCUGGAAAGCUGGAGAAGAAUGCAGAGAAGCUUUUGAUCCGGCCCACUGCCUUUAAGCCUGUGCUUCCUAGGAGUACCAGUUCUUCCAUGGAGACCCAUAACAACCUGAACCAGAUCAUAGGCGUCAGCCUCAACUCCAAAGAGCCGAGCGAUCCCAAACAAGAAGCCGGCUCCGCGACUCUCUCCGACUCAGGCCGCAACUCGAUGUCCAGUCUUCCGACCCACAGCACGAGUGGCAGCAGUCAGAUGGACAACCUCAGCACUUCCACGGGUCACUUAGUGAGGCACGGGGGCUCGGCCCAAAACAUGGGUUUGGCCCAGCAACAACACAGCAGCGUGAAUGGGGCAGGUGGGAACAGCGGAUCCGGCUGGAUGACUGGAACUAGUGGAUCAAACGGGAUCAAUGGGACGAACUGGAUCAAUGGUACUUGUGGAUCUAACGGGACAGCAAGCUCCAGUGCAAAGUCUGUUGGUUUGCUCGGAGAGAGUGUGACCUCAGCAAUGAGCCUAAACAGGGAUACGACAACUGCUGUGGUGCCUGUCUCUCUGACUGAGCCCCAGAUUAGCAUGUUCUCCAAACCACAGGAGCUGUUUUCGGAACCAGGACCAACGGACCCUACGACAUCAGGUGGCUGCGUCCGGUCACCGAUCUCCAUGGAUGAGUCACUGAUCCAGCAGCUGGAGAGGAAGCUUCUGGAAAGGGAGUCAGAGUUGGCGGAGCUGCAGACGACCUUCGAGGAGAAGGAGUCUGACACGUGCCAGCUGUUUGAGGAGAAGCAACGUUACUGUGCGGAAGAGAUGGAGGGACUCAAACAACGUUGCUCCACCAAGCUCCGUCAGGUGUCCCAGAGGGCCCUGAGAGCCCAGCAGCUCCUACAGCUCCAAGUCAUCCAGCUUCAGCAGGACAAAGAGCGGCUACAGGAGGAGGUGGAUCAGCUGACCAGGGACAAGGAGGCUGCUGAGAGCAAGCUAAGAAACUGCGAGCGCCAGCAGACACAGCUAGCACCAACACUGGAGGAAACUCAAUGGGAGGUGUGCCAGAAGUCAGGUGAGAUCUCCUUGCUGAAGCAACAGCUGAAAGACUCACAAGCAGAUGCAGGACACAAGCUGAGUGAGAUUGUCAGCCUCAAAGCUUCGCUCAGAGAUGUCAGGAGUAAAAUGGAGGAACUGGAACAGAAAAACAAAGAGCAGGAGGAAGGUCUCCGCGCUCGCAGCACUGAGGCUGAGGUUUGCCAGAAUGAACUUCAGAGAAAGAAGAAUGAAGCAGACCUCUUAAGAGAGAAGGUUGGUACACUAGAAAUGGAUAUCAAGAACAUGAAGCAGGAUCUAGCCGUGGCAAAAGACGAACAACUUAAAUUGCUGAACAUGAGAGCUAAGCUAGAGGAAGAACGAUUGCAACUACAAAUUAGCCGAGCCAAAAUGGAAGUCCAUGGGAGUGGCAAAGCCAAAAUGGCUGAUCAGGAGGGAUCAGCUGAGAACAGGAACCCAAACCAGAGUGAACAAUCAGUGGAUACAGAUGCCCUAAAGAGGGAAGUGGAGAGACUAAGAGGAGAACUAAGAGAAGAGAAACAAAAGAAAGACAAGAUGAUGAGCAGCUUCCAACAUGAGAGGCAAACAUGGAAUAAGGAGAAGGACAAAGUAAUAAGGUACCAGAAGCAGUUGCAGUAUAACUACUUGCAGAUGCACAGAAAGAACCGGGACCUAGAGAAGAUCCUACAAGAACUGACCGUAGAGAUGGACAAGAGAACAGAGCUCGAUAUAGACGUGCACAGUUCUAAGUUUCACUAUGAAGACAUUGUUGCCACGGAAAUAUGA